AUGACACUUCCUGCUAUUACUCAAUUAAGCAGGUCUAGGACGGUUGGCAUGACGUCGACCGUUGGAUAUACUACUCCGCCUGGUCUUGGAGGCCCUGUUGUUAUUAUUGUCAGCACCAAGACUGCAACGCUUCCUGCUGUGACCUCUUUGACUACCCUCCUCACUCUAGGCCAUACCUUCAUUUUAACGCCGCCUGCAAUUUUGAGCUCAGCACAAGCAUAUCCGACCCUAAUCAUUGUUGGAAAUGAAACAGUAACCUUUUCUUACGUCUCUACUAUUACAAUGCCCGCCUCCUCUAAAACAACCUUCCCUCUUACAACCCCAAUGUCAACAAACGCAAGUUUUGGAUCCAAUCCAGCAACGCCUGUCACCGUGGUUGAUGGAACUCGAAGUCUAACCUUUCCAUCUCCAAGUAAACAGACCGCUGUGACUCUUGAGGGCCAAACCACUACAACUCAGGUACCAAGUAGGCCUCCGAAUAAUACCGCUGUGUUAUCGCCGCUUCCCGCCACUAAAAACAAUACAAUGACACCAGUCAUGGUAGCCAUUGGCAAUAGUACCUUUACAUUCUCACCGGGAAUCCAGAAGACAAUAGUGACCAUAAAGGGCCAUACAGUCACGCUUGACCCUGAACAAUCACCAACAAUCAGCUCAUCAUCCCGCGCCCCAUCGGCAACGGGCAUGACGAGGAGGCCAGGCACGGCACCAGCGAUAAGCCUGGAACCGACACUGUCAAAUAGCCGUAGCACCACACUUGUGCGCGCAAAUCCAACCGUUACAAAUGUUAAUGUAUCAUUUGAGCCGUCCUCAGCGACCGGAAGAGCAACUGGUACAGACAGAUCUUCAUCAUCAAGUCGGGAGACGACAGUAACAAGUCAUACAGCCAAACCCGAAAUUGAAGAGGAAACUAUCGCCAGAACCAAAUCGCCGUCCCGGCUACCGCUCCCAACUGGAACGAUGGCCGAGACGGAGGAUAGUCCAAUGCCUACACUUGUGCGAUGGCCGCCAGAGGCUAUGAUCACUCCGGUGGAGACCGAGGUUAAAAAGCCUCAACUCUCGGAAGAUGACAACGACAGUGCUGUGAUACCGUGCAAGUUAUGGUUCUUCUCCGCCUGUCUUCGAUUUGACAAUAUAAACAUCCUUGGUUGGAAGAUCACCUUCCCUCCUGGCAUCUACCCUCCUGGCCCUCCUCCAAUACAGAAUCUCAAAUUCCCACCUCCAAUUGGUUUUCAAGGAGAUCUUCCGCCGUGGCCCAAGUUCACUGUUGGGUCUGACCGUAUUCCCACAUUCCCUCCAGAGCCAGAGCCUACUAAAUGCGAGACCAGGACUGCUUCUUUAUGCUCCACCUCCACCUCUUUUGUGGUGUCCACUGUUAGAGGGGCGUUGCAGACCAUCUCAUCGCAGGUGCUUCCUCCCACAUGUGCGGAGGUGCGAGGCUGCAUUGUGGAAGAUUUCACCAAAAUAGCAAGCCUAACGACAACAGAAGGAUGUCGGACUGGGACUGCAACCGACGUAGUUAUUACUUGCAGUGGAAGUGAAACGUCAGCUUGCGCUACGCAGACGAAGAUCCCUAGGACAGGUUGCUCGGUGACAGCCACGACGACAACAGUGUCAUGCACCCCUGCCCCUCCUGGGAAGGGUCGACGACACACUGGUGGCGAAGUUUGCGCGCCGGAGGAACUAUACAUUGUUUGGCCCCGUGAUGGCACCGACGUUGCUGAAACCAGCGCUAUUUACAGCGAAAUGAAGAAGCUGCUAAAGGGUGAGGGGAAAAUUCGGGCCUCUGAUACAAAGACGAUGGGGAUCAACUUCUGGCGUGUGUUUUCAGAGCCCGGACAGAUCCAGAAAAUUAGAGAAAUACCAAAUGUCGUGGGCGUUCACCGAGAAUGCACGUCGGACUGUGCGGACCCGCUGGAUAACGUACAAUCGAAAUGGAGAUAUCAAGAUAACUACCUCGAGAUAGAACUUGAAGGCUCCAUAUUAGGUCGUCAGCAAAUGGUUUACCUUUCGCAAAAUAAGUUGCCAGAACAAAGGUUCCAUAACCACUACUUCUUUGACGUCGAGGCCGGACGGGACAUCCCUGUCUUCAUCGUGGAUACUGGGGCCCAACUGGAUCACCAGGAAUUCACCGAAGGCGAUAAUAUAGCCAGCAAGACAGAGUUCGUUUUUGUCGAGAAAGACUACGACGGCCAGUACCACCGGGACGAUGCAGGCGUACCGCUUAAUGGCGUCUGCGAGCCAGGUUACUGUAAUCCGCACGGCACUGGGAUGCUGGGCAUGAUAGCCGGUGCGAAUCUUGGAGUCGCCAAAAAGGUCAAGCCCUGGGUGGUGCGCGUUCCGCGAAAGAAUAAAAGAGGAGGUGGCUUCACACCUCAGCAUUUCCUAGAAGGGGUAGCCAGAGUCAACGACAUGAUUUUGGGUGAUAGCAAGACCACGCGAGCUAUUCUUUCUUUGUCCUGGUCCUACGAUUCUGAGAAGUUUAUAAAAGGAUCAGAUGCUUCUACUGAUGAUUUUGAGACCUGGAGGGUGCGAUUUCAUGGGAUAUUAAGGACUUUGAUUCAGAAAGGUGUCUUUGUGGUUACAGGCUCGGGAAAUAAUCACAUAGUCAAUGGAUGGCCUGCCCUCUUUGGUGCUGAGCCCAGCACAUUGAAACCAGAACUGCAAGCAAACUGGCUUCAUGUCCCUGAGUUGUUAGUAGUAGGGGCUGUGGAUGUGUUUACAGGGGAGAGGUGGUGGAAAUCAGCGAUUGAUGUAGACAAAGGCCUUCCACACAUUUAUGCACCCGGAAAACAUGUUCUAGGCACGCAAGGAAACAAGGGAGAGUGGCGUCGCGAUUUCGAGGGAACUUAUAAAGUCGAAGUCGGCACUUCAGUUGCCACCGCGUAUGCCGCUGGUCUUGCUGCUUAUUUCCUGAGACUUCAUCAAGUUGGCCGGCUUGGACCCGACGCCAAAGGAAACGAUCCCGAUAUGAGCCCAGCUGGGCUCAAGAGAUACAUCAUCAACAAUGGCUGGUCACGAUAUCACGAGAAAUAUGUUGGUGAUAUUGUGGGGAUAUGGAACGGCGCGGCUAUCCCACGGCUCAAAGAGCAAGGCUACUGUCGCUACAGACCGAAAGACGCUAGAGAUCCAUUCAAGCUCCGGCGGCGGGGAAGUGAUUCUCAGUUAACCGACCUGUGCGUCCCGGGUACAUCUAAAACUCAGUCUAUCGGCCAGUCGAUCAAUACCUCGACAAGCAGCCCUACUAACAAAUCCACAGCUAAACCGACCGGCAUCACGAAGAAUAAAUCGAUUGGAACUGCGAUAGCUAAAUCCACAGCUAAACCGACCGACACCAAGAAGAAUAAAUCGAUUGGAACUGCGAUAGCUAAAUCUACAGCUAAAUCCACAUCCAAAUCGACGAUUAAACCGACAGGAAAGCAAGCAGGAAAGUCGAUAAGAAGUACUUCUAGCCGCCGUACAACAUCAGCAAAACCAACAAAUUUCGUUUGCACAGAAGAAACGGCAGAUCAGUGUUCUCCGGGCAUCAUUUGCAACGCUCCUCGCCUUAACGGCUGCAUCGAUGGAGAAUGCGUUUGUAUCCUACCAGACCCACCACCUACAACUUCCCGGACGACCACGCUUACAAGCAAAGCCAAGUCUCCCAAACCAACUGUGGAAAAGAACCCCAAAGAGCCAUUGGCACUUGGCGAACGGCAUUGCCACAAUAAAAGCCUGUACGACGGUGACAGCGAAAUCAAAGAGCGAUACGUCGCUCGGUUUUCUUUUCUGUUAUGCAAGCACUGCUACGACAACGACGUCGCCUUUCAUCCGGGAAAGAAACCCAUUACCUUCAACACUCGGGCAAAUGGUGCACCUUAUUUUCUAUCUAUCAGCUGGAAAGAUGGUUGCGAGAUGACUGUUGACCGAGUGAAAGUGUUUAGGCCGCUCCAGGAAACAAGCAUUGUCGCGGCUAAUCGCAACGUAAAUUGCUUCGAGUUACUAUACAAUAACUGGAGAAAGUGUGAGUUUUUGAGAGUUGAUACCUCACUUAAGGAGUGA
Molecule: messenger RNA, 4038 nt
Organism: Coccidioides immitis RS
Lineage: Eukaryota; Fungi; Ascomycota; Eurotiomycetes; Onygenales; Onygenaceae
Exons: 8
Coding region: 1-4038 (1345 amino acids)
Biological process (GO): proteolysis
Molecular function (GO): serine-type endopeptidase activity
Source: RefSeq, a predicted model, not a curated record